AGUCAUGAAUCACAUUGCCACGGGUGGCUCAGUCUUCGAGUCAGCGUUGAUAAUAAUAACCAGCGUCAGCCCCAAGGCUUCUUCAUUCAAGGGUCGCAAGCCAGCUUGUGGCGAAGAUGGCGCUGCCGCACAACCAUACUCCGAGUAAAUCUUUCUCUGACUUGGUGUCACAGUCGAUAAAAUCAGAGCGAAUCAUCGCCCAAAGGUCGAAAGUACGACCUCGCGGGACCAGCCAGUACUUGGCUGCAAACAGAGAUAGUCCGGAGGCACUACUUAGGCAGUACUCCGUAGGCAGGCAUUACCAGCCCAGUGGAACCAAAUGGCAUGGAUAUCUCCUGUUGUGGCCACGAGCACGCGAACUCAGCCUAGUGGGAGGAGUUGAGUUAAGUUGUUGGGCAAUCGAUAGAAUGGGCGUUACCGCCGCCCACCAGCUGGGCAGCAAACCACACCCUGGCUCCCCGGUUGGACAGACCGCAAUUUGCACAGUUGAGCGCGGGAGUCUAAAAAAGAGGUUGGUUUCUUUUUUUCUCUCUUUUUUUAUGUGUUUUUUUUUCGCUUUGCCAGGUAAUUCUCCGACCGGGCAGAUCCCUGAGUUCCCUGUUUUAUUUGGCAUGUUCGGUGGGGAAAAGAUAUCUGAGUUGAGGCCGGAGCAAGUGUGCCUACCACAGUAGGUAUGCUGAGUAUGGAGGACAGUCUCGAUUUCUUACAGGCCUGGCCAUAGCGCGAAUGUG
Messenger RNA from Aspergillus saccharolyticus JOP 1030-1, 731 nucleotides. RefSeq lists its product as uncharacterized. Bases 117 to 671 code for a protein of 184 amino acids. The record is from RefSeq and is a predicted model, not a curated record. The transcript is spliced from 2 exons. Lineage: Eukaryota; Fungi; Ascomycota; Eurotiomycetes; Eurotiales; Aspergillaceae.